Messenger RNA from Rhododendron vialii, 1267 nucleotides. RefSeq names its product mannose/glucose-specific lectin-like. Bases 199 to 912 code for a protein of 237 amino acids. NCBI's taxonomy places the organism in Eukaryota, Viridiplantae, Streptophyta, Magnoliopsida, Ericales, Ericaceae. The record is from RefSeq and is a predicted model, not a curated record. The transcript is spliced from 5 exons.
GCGGAAAAUUUCCUGAAGAUACAUUCCAAUUUGGACCAUUUACUUUUUUGGAGACAAAUAUUAUUCAAUCGGGCUCAAACCGAGAUCAAAUUAACCUUUUUUUUUAAAAUUUUGGUGAGUAAUUAAUAAUGCAUUUGGACUUAAAAAAACAAAGGGCUUGAAUAAUUAAAAUAGAAUCAGUUUUUUGGCUUACAGAAGAUGGAGGAAGAGCUGAAGACUACGAAUAAAGAGUUGAAGGAGAGGGAGGAUGUAUUUCAAACGAAGAUGAAAGAGGUGGAAGCACAAAUUAAAGAGCUAAAAGAGAGGGUCAAAGUGAUAGAAGAAAUGGAGGAAGAGCUAAAGACUAAAAAUAAAGAGUUGAAAGAGAGGGAGGAUGUAGUUCAAACGAAAAUGGAAAAGGCAGAAGCACAAAAUAAAGAGUUGAGGGAGAGGAUCAAAGUGAUGGAAGUGACACAGGUAAAUGUUGGAUGCAUAUCUUCAGGGAUAGGGGGAGGGAAAGAGGGUGCAUAUUGGGCUUACAAGGCCGAUGGGCCUAUAAUGCUCAUAAGUUUUCAAUAUGCAAACGCUAUCGAUUCAAUUAUAUUCCAAAGUAAAAUCGGCGGUAAAGUUGGACGCUCUGUGAAAAUUGGCGGUAGCGGUGGCCAUACGCUUAAAACGUUCUCCAUUGACAGUUCAGUAGAGCAAAUCUCGUCCAUAAAUUUGACAUACGAAGAGUACUGUGGAGAAGUGAGAAUCGUCUCUCUCGGUUUUGAAACAAAUGUGGGGAACAAAUAUGGGCCUGUUGGUUUGAGAAUGGGUACUUCUUCUGUGUCCAUUCCAAUAGAAGGUGGGGACUUCGCUGGAUUCCAUGGACGUGUUGGAACCUUCCUUACUGCAAUUGGUGUGCUUGUAGCACCCAAGCACCCAAAGUGAAAAGUCAGAUUAUGCGCCAACCCAACACAACACAAGGGAAUCUAAUUGGCACAUACUUUUCUUCAAUAUUGUUUGACUGUUGGGAAGGCGCGGUCGGUUUCUUCAGCAGGAGUAACUCUUAUUCACAUGCCGUAGGAGUUCGAUCACUUAAGUAUUUAUCUUUCAAUAUUUGUAAUAAUUGCAUUUUCGUUCCGACCUUGAUACGGUCGUAGACUCUGGUGUCCAAAUUACGCAUCUUCAGUUAUGCAGAUGCGCUAAAUAAUGCCCCUGAGGCACUUGGUUAAGGGCAAUAAAUAGACUUGUAAUCAGUAUUAUAUUGUAUUGUAUUGUAAUAUAUAAACGAUGUGCGAUCUUC